This is a messenger RNA of Eriocheir sinensis (Chinese mitten crab), 1285 nucleotides long. RefSeq names its product N-acylneuraminate cytidylyltransferase A-like (gene Csas). Lineage: Eukaryota; Metazoa; Arthropoda; Malacostraca; Decapoda; Varunidae. The record is from RefSeq and is a predicted model, not a curated record. The transcript has 7 exons. Gene Ontology annotation, molecular function: N-acylneuraminate cytidylyltransferase activity. Bases 188 to 886 code for a protein of 232 amino acids.
CAAACUUGUAAACAAACGCCCGGGCGGAAAGGGGAGUGAGGGGCUCUGAAGGCUGUGGCCCCUCAGCCUAACUAGCCCCAUAAAACUCUCAAGAAGUGAGGGAUGUCUUAAGAAUCAGCUCUCCUGCACCCCACCCAUCAUGUGACUUUUGUUCAACUUAUUGUUAAAAAAAAGAAGAGGGGAAGAAAUGGCUCAUACUCCCCCAUCUCUGAUUGAAGGGGAGUGGGUGGCGGGCCUGGUGCUGGCGAGGGGUGGCAGCAAAGGCGUCAAGAGCAAGAACCUCCUCCAGCUGGACCGGAAGCCUUUACUGAGGAGGACACUGGAGGUCAUGCACAAGGCCAAGUGCUUCAAGAGUGUGUGGGUGAGCACCGAUAGUGACUUGAUAGCAGAGUGUGCAAGGGAGGGUGAGGCUCAGGUCCACUGGCGGGCACCCUACACAGCUACCGAUGAUGCAUCCUCUGUGUGCGCUGUGCAGGAGUUCCUUAAGCACCACCCAGAGAUCACCAUAGUGUGCCUGGUCCAGUGUACUUCCCCAUUCCUGAAGGCAGAGUACCUACAGAGUGGACUAGAGAAGAUGGGGCAAGGGUACGACUCUGUGUUUUCAGUGACGAGGAGGCACUUAUUGAGAUGGUCUGAAGGUGAGUUUACUGUCGCUCAAAACUUCAGUCCGAAACACCGCCCUCGCCGUCAAGACUGGCCGGGUGAACUGUCCGAGAAUGGCAUGUUUUACGCCGCCAAGGUGGAGCUUGUCAAGAGUGGCUUACUGCAGGGCAACAGGUGCGGGUAUGUUGAGGUGCCGCAGGAAGACAGUCUGGAAAUCGACUCUCCCUUUGAUGCUGUUGUUGCGCAGGCGUGGAUCAACUACUGUCAGGAAGGCUCCGUAUGACACUCGUUGCCCUUAGGUGAGUACAGCAUGUGUAGUGUCUGUAUACCAGCAUUGUCUGUAUUUGUCGAGUUUCAGUACCUCGGAAAAAGUGUUCUGUUUAUAAUGGUGUUAUUUUCAGAAGUUUUUAAUGUUUCUAUUGUCGUACUAAUGUUAUUUUAUUCUCUUCCUUUUACAUGUCUGUCCCAUUGCUCAACACUCAAUACUUAAGUUUGUUGAAGGAUGAUUCCAAGUUUUUAGGCUCGUCACAUUGUAUCAUCUUCACUCACUUUCUAGUAGUAUUUGUUCUUCACUCACGCCAGGUUGCUUCCAUAUUAAAACCUUUUGUCUUCCAUCUUUCAUUUUAGUAGGAUGAAAGGUUCUUUAUUCCUUAUUUUCUCCACACUGAAAAUCAAUCAGUUU